AUGCUUUCUGCCCCUAAGGGCGAAACGCCCAGGAUGGAACUCCAGGGCAUCUGGCGCGAUACAGAGUCCAAGUCAUUCUACAUCUGGGGCGGGCAAGUUCCGUAUUGGAGUAAACCACCGGAAAACGACAUCUGGCGUUUCGAGGUUGACGGCAAUGGAGGCGGCACCUGGUCAAAGAGGAGUCCGCCCAAUCUGGCCGAGCUAUACAAACUUGAUCGAGCAACAGAGGGUGCUUUUUGCCAGAGCAAAACCACCGGCUACUAUUUUGGAGGCUAUGCAAACGAGCGAACCGACUUGUCUAUUACAGACAAGGACAAGACCCGCAACGUUCCAGGGAUUGUGUCCUACGACUUGAAGACUGGCUCGAUCAACCAUACUACCUUCCAAGGGUCUGGAAACUUUACAUUCAAGGGUGGCACCAUGGAAUAUGUGCCCUUUGGGCCGGACGGCUUACUGCUCGCAUUGGGAGGGUUUCAAGGAGCACCGACAGAGACCGGCUAUGGCAACUGGACAGGCGUAGACUUCACUUCCGUUAAUUUAUAUGAUAUAAAGGCCAAAAAGUGGCACUCCCAGCGUACCACCGGAUCGAAGAGCAGCAUUCCACCACCAACAGAGAAGUUCUUUACAGUUGGUGUCCAAGGACCUAACAAGACAUAUGAAAUCUUCAUCUACGGCGGGCUGGUCAUUGGAGAAUCGAUACGGAAUGCCACCGACGACGUAUACGUCUUGAGCCUGCCCAGUUUUGUCUUCUUCAAGGCCAACGAUCCGCAAUCGACCAGACGCCUGGAGCAGGCUUGUGUUGCAACUGGGAGACAGAUGAUCUCUGUCGGCGGAACAGACGGCCGCGCCUGGCCCUCAUCGUUGACAGAAAAAGAUCCAUGGCCUCAGGGCAUCGGCAUCUUCGACAUGACAGAGAUGCGUUGGAGUGAUCAAUAUAACGCAAAGGCGGAUGCGUAUGAAUCUCCCGAGGUAGUUCAGAACUGGUAUAGCCAGGGAAAUCAGGUGGACUGGUCAAGCGAUGAAGUGGAAGCGUUAUUCAAAGAGUAUCCUACGAAUACGCCAACAUCAUCUCCAAUCGUUGGCGGCUCUGGAAAAUCAGGGAAGCCCACGGGUGCCAUUGUCGGCGGCGUUGUCGGCGGACUAGCAGGUCUGGCUGUCCUCGCUGGGCUUGCCGCAUUCUUGCUCAAGCGAAAGAAGCGGCGCCCGGAGACUCCUGAUCCCGCAAACUACACUCCGGUCUCGAAGUUCGGUUCUGUUGGCGGUGCUCACACAGAGCCUGCUAUGACCCAGGUCCAUGAAGCGAGUACUAACCAACAGUCGAUCCCUGUGGAACUGCAGGGUAAUCACGGGGUUUCUGAGGCAUACUCGCCAACUCCUGUUAGACAUGAAAUGGCGGCAUGA
Molecule: messenger RNA, 1401 nt
Organism: Colletotrichum chrysophilum
Lineage: Eukaryota; Fungi; Ascomycota; Sordariomycetes; Glomerellales; Glomerellaceae
Exons: 4
Coding region: 1-1401 (466 amino acids)
Molecular function (GO): protein binding
Source: RefSeq, a predicted model, not a curated record